AUGGUCCUUCUGUUAUUCUCUGUAUCACGAGAAGUUCGUGUGCGCGAUUCAAGAACAGAAGGUACAAACGAAUGCUGCAAUCGCCAGUAUUGCAGGACGUCCGUGUUCGCAGAAACGGUCGGUGAAUAUCUGGUACCGAGUUUCUUCAAGUCAAUAACUGAGGUAGUACAACAAUUCUAUAAAGAUAAGACAAGCGGGAAAAGAAGCCAUCGAGGUGUAAGUCAGGCACUGAAAAGAAGUGUGAAAACCUUCCACAAAACCCUCAUAGAGCGAUGGCGAUUUUAUAGAAAACUAACUGAGGAACAGCCUAUUAGCCACAGUUUAAGAACAGAAGAAAUUACAGAUUUUUUUGCCACGAUGUGGAAUUUGAAAAUUGGAGAUAAUGACAAUCGAUACGAUGAAUAUCUGGAAGAAUUCGUUCCAGAUUAUACUUUCGCGUAUGAAGCCGAAUUUUACUGUCGAAAACGUAUUAGCUGCGCAGAAGGCGCUGUUGUAUAG
This is a messenger RNA of Thelazia callipaeda (thelaziosis nematode), 498 nucleotides long. Lineage: Eukaryota; Metazoa; Nematoda; Chromadorea; Rhabditida; Thelaziidae. The record is from the annotation of a GenBank genome assembly.